CGGGCACCCCGGCCUUACCCUCGGGCAUGACUGGGAGGCGAACGGGCUCUCGACCGUCCUACGCGAUUCAAUCAGGCCGUUAUAAAGAGGUCGUCGCCUCCCUUUAAAUGCAUUGGGCACGGAUGGUCCCGCGGUCUGUCCGAACUCGGGUUGGAGAGUUCGCAAACCCUGGAGGGUUAUCGUCCGAGAGCAUUAACUCAGCUUCGCCCUGGACAGAUGAUGCCUGAUCGUCAGAUUUACACGAUCUUUUGCCUCUGUACCAGCCUUCUAGCUGGAUUGUGUCGCCCCCUCUCCCAAGGAGAUUUGGCUUUCAAAUGGAUAAGGAAUCAGAAGACAGAGAGAUUCUUAAAAAAUUGGGGACUGCUUUAAACAUUUCUGAUGGUGAUACAGACAAGCAGGAUGUAUCUUCUGGCCAACUAACUUGUGACUCAGCUUCAUGCAGGCUACCCACAGUGGAUGGUGAUGUUGCAGGAGCGAGUGGCAAUGCUGACAGGCCACAGUUAGACAUUAAUGCUGACAGUCGAGGGUCAGCAGAAGAACGAUUCUUUGAAUGCAGGGAAGCACUUGAGACUGAUGGGUGUGCAGAUGUGGAAGAAGAUGUAACAAAGUUGGAACAGGAGAAUGAUUCUAAGUUAGAAGAAACCAAAACACUUGAGUUUGAUGAAGAAUAUUUACGAGAAUUGGAAAAAGAUUUGCCUGAAGAAGAGAAAAAGCGAAGACAAAGUGAGAGUUUAACACUGAAAGAGGUUGGCAAUGAGCAGUUUAAAAAAGGAGAGUAUCCUGAAGCUGAGAACUCCUAUACAGAAGCCCUUGGGAUUUGCCCAGCCUGCCACCAGAAAGAUAGAUCUAUUCUUUAUUCUAAUAGAGCAGCUGCUAGAAUGAAACUGGGUAAUAAGGAAGAUGCCAUAUCUGAUUGUACCAAAGCUAUUGAAUUAAACCCCAAUUACAUUCGUGCUUUCCUGAGGAGGGCAGAGCUCUAUGAGAAAACUGAAAAACUUGAUGAAGCUCUGCAGGAUUAUAAAACCAUUGUAGAAAAAGAUCCGUCAGUAGUCCAAGCCAGAGAAGCCUGCAUGAGAUUACCGCAACAAAUCGAAGAAAGAAAUGAGAAGAUGAAAGAAGAGAUGCUAGGCAAGCUGAAAGAUCUUGGCAACAUGGUUCUGCGACCUUUUGGCCUGUCCACUGACAACUUCCUGUUACAGAAGGAUCCAAACUCCGGCUCAUACUCUAUCAACUUUGUGCAAAACCCAAAUAACAAUAAUAGAUAAUACUUAUUACUGGGAAUAGUUCAGUUUAAGAGUGUGCUUGAGCAAAAUGUAGUUGUACAAUUGUAAAAUGCUGCUUUCCCAGCAAACAAAUCUGUUCCAAUUAUUGCUGCAUUUUUUGCAGGUACUUAUUUUUCAAGUUUUAAGACACUUGAUUUGAGCUGCUUCGAAGUAAAGGCAACAGUUGAAGCUGUAAGCUUUUUAUCAUUAUAAUUGGAUAAGUAUUAAACCAAGUAUGAUUUUGUUUUGGUGUUUGAAAAAAUAUUUUUUCAUUUUCAUUAAAUGCAGAUACGAAUUGCCAUGUAAGAUUUUUGUUUGUUGUCUGCAAACUACUGAUGGGAUGUCUAGUUAUGUACUGUUGAUCAUGCUGAAUAUCUUAAUAAGUUUACUGCCUUAUUUUCUGUGGACUCCCCCAAAAAAAACAAAAUAAAGUUAGAAUAUACAUUGGUAUGUUUCCUUCUGGUAAAAUAGCGAUGCACUCAGAUGCAGUAGCUUCUAUGGGGUCAACCAAAGGUGUCAUUGUCUUUUUUUAAGCUGCUUUUUUAUGAUCGCAAAACCCUGCUGGACAUUAAAAAUUUAAAGUACUGCAAGUCUACCCCAUUAGUGAGGUGUUUGACAGAGAAACUGGAGAUCUGGACCGUGCGGACUGCGAUGCUGCUUUUGACAGGCAUUGGUACGCGAAGGAGGUGUGCAGCCUUAACAGCAAGUGAUCGUCCUAGUCACUUUUCUUGUGAUUGCAAGACCCUUGGACAUUGGUUGUGUGAAUUGCAGCAAGUCCAGUUCAUUGGUUUAUUGGUGAACUGCGUGGGCAGAUGGAGGAAAAGCUGUGUGGCCUCAGUCGUAGCAGGAAUUAGCCCUCAUGCUGUGGUGUUGCCUGCUUGUAGUCACCCAGGGCAAGGUGUUGGAGUCGGGUGCCGGAGACAAUGUGCUGAGAUGUCCAUGCUGGAUUCGGAGCUGCUGCCCUCACUGUUUGCUCAGCAUAAGAAAACCUUUAUUAUGUUUGACUGUAGACUGCUGCAGCAUUCAAUAACUCAGAGACUUGCAUGAUUUUUUUGUGCAACUGCAUUUUACUGCUCUCUUAUGUGCUUGUAAUUGUUUAUGUGCUUGCUAUCUGGCAUGUGCAAAAUGUACUUUGGGCUGUGUAUGAUUGGUGGUUGUGUUUUUUGCACCUUGGCCCCAGUGCAACGCUAUUUCAUUCAGCUAUAGCCAUUGGCAUUCAUGUAUGGUUGAAUAACAUUUAAACCUGAACUUCAGAGAACUUGCUGAAAAUAAAAAUAUUUAAAGCGUACUUCAUUUUGAUAAAACCUGCAUUGCUUUAGUAUGCAAGUAGAAGUUACUUAUCUGUACCUAGGGAGGACAGCUAGCUUUCUUAUCCAAACAAUUUUUGAAAGAGCAUGGAUAAUGUUAUAAAGCAUUGCACAAUAACCAGCCAUCUGGCUCAACAGAUCCACACUAUCGUGUUUAAGCUAUACCUCUACUUCUUUCCAAUCUAUUCAUUUUUAUCUGGCAUUGGCCUAAUUGCAUCUAUGCUGUUCACUUCAGUUAUUCUUUUUGAUAGAAGUUCCACAUAUUUUACCCAAAUAAAAACAUUGUCAUUACAUUUGUAUAUCAAGUUGACUCACAUUUCUUACAGACCUCAUGAAGGAAAUCAUUUGGCACAUCAAAUCCAUGCAGGGCUCUGCAUACCCAUCAGCUAUAUUUCCUUGUAAACUAUUCACUCUUGUUUAAUCAUUAAUAGCCACCGAUUCUCCCAUCAGCCGCUUACACCAUGGAUGAUUUUCAGUAGCCAGUUACUGUGAUAACCAGUGGAUCUGUGGGUGUGGGAGGAAGCCUACAUCUUUACAGGGAGAAUGUGCAAGCUCCACAUUGAUGGCACCGGAGUUCAGAAUUGAACUCAGAUUGUUGGAGCUUUCAGCCAGUUGCAGUACUUACAGUGCUACUCUACCAUCCAGAGAACUGUCAGUUCUUUCCUCAGCCUUUUUGUUUUUGAACACAGAGCUUUAUUUCUCAUUCAUUCUUUUACAGUUAUGACAAACUUGUUUUGAAAUCAUUAUAGUGGAUCAUUUUUGCAUCUUAUCUACCGCCUGUCUGUCUCCUUAAUGCCUUGUAAAAGUAUUCAACCCCCAAUCCUUUGUUCACAUAAAUGAGUAUUACAACCAUUUGAUCAAUUUAACUGAGAGUUUUUAUAUGUACAUUUCACACUUCCUUUGUUUUUCACAGUAGAGCCCAAAAAAAUUAUAAAGCAUAAAAAACUAAACGUUCAUAUAAGUUUUCAUCCCCCUUUUCUUUGUACUUAGUUUAAUCACCUCACGCAGCUAUUACAACCAGUAGUUUUUUUGGAUAAGUUUUCUAUUAGCUUUGCACAAUGUGAUGGAGUGAGAUUUGCCCAUUCCUCCUUGCAAAAUUGCUCAAAUUGUGCCAGGAUAGUUGAGGAGCAACGGUGGACAGCAAUCCUGAGGUCUUAUCAGAGAUACUCGAUUGGGUUAAGAUCAGGACUCUGACUGGACCACUCAAGGACAUCAGUUUUCUUCAUUUAAAGCCACUCCAUGGUGCUCUGGCAGUGUGCUUUGGGUCAUCGUCCUGCUGAAGGAUGAACUUCCUCCCCAGUUUAAGCUUUCUGGCAGAGGCUAGCAGGCUUUUAUCCAGGAAUAUCUCUCUAUUUAGCAGCAUUCAUCUUCCCAUCAAUCCUGACCAGAUUUCUAAUCCCUGCUGCUGAAAGGAUCCCUAUAGCAUGAUAAUUUACAGUUGGGAUGGUGACUUCUACAGCUCACUCAGAGUGACUGUGCUGUCACAGUAGCCUCUCUUACAAGUGUCAUUCUUCUCUGGUGACUACGUUUUGAGGGGCAGCCUGACCUAAGCAGUGUGGGUGUGGUUUCAUAUUUUUUACACUUUUCCCCAGAUUUAUGCUUUGUUAUAAUUUCCCUGACUUACCUUAAAAUGCUCUUGUCUUCAUUUUGGUUUGGUUGGUUGAAAAUCUACCAUGCUGUUGGACCUUGUUUGGUGGGGGGGGGGGGGUAUUCUUAUGAAUUAAUUGAAAACAGGCGAUCCUCCAAUUUUCUGCAUCAAUAAAUUGGGUGAGUUGGUAAAGGUAAUUCUGUAUAUUGCACCUGAGAAAGGUUAGCGUAGUAAUUACAAUUGGAUGAGUACAUUUUCAGCUUCAAAUGUUUGGUUUCUAAUUGUUAGUAAAUUGUUCACAAGGUUUGGAACUUUUGAUUUGACAUAAUGCACAAUGUUUUGUAGAUUAGCUAGAAAAUCCGACUUCAAUAUAGCUUACAUUUAGAAAAAGUGAAAAUAGUUGUGGGGACUGAAUUCUUUUUCAAGGCACAGCACAGUGAUCAGAAUAAUCGAUAGUUGUGGACUAACCAAUGUGCUAAAAAGAUUUUGCACAGCUUCAUUGCUGUUUAAUUGUACUGGUUUUGAAAUGAAGCCAAAGGCUUUUAUUUAUGUCCUAUUUUAAUGAUUUUCCAUUUUAUAACAACAGAUCCUUUCAUUCUGUACCUCAUUUAGAAACAUGCACUGAGUUUAUAGCCUUCCCUAUUUGUAUCAUUAAAAUGUGAAAACUCACAUAUACAUAAGCUCAUUUGCCGAUUAUGUGCUCACGCUGCAAGGCUGCUGCUGAUUUCCUGUGCAGUAGUUUCUUACAGUUCUCUAUAUUAAGCCAAAUACAUUACUCUACCCACCCAUCAAUACUUAAAACCUGUUGUGUAAAUUAUAAUGAACAGUAAUCCCAGCAGCAAUAGCUGUGGAACACCACAUCAUACCUCUUUAUGCCAAUUUGAGUCAUCACUUCCAAUCCCUGGAAACUAGAUCUAUUUCUUUGCUUUACAUUAUGCCUUGUUUCUGUGUUCUGAUCUUUUUCUCAAGUGUGCUCUGUAUUUUAGAAAUCCAACUAUUUUGGCUUCUCUGUCACCCUUGCACUUCAGCGGUGACUUAAAAUAACACUGGACAACAAAGGUUUUGCUUCCUGAAUACUGGAGUGUACGUUAUGGAUUUUGGGCUGCUGAUUUCAAGAAUCCCCAUGAGAUUUCCCUAUAAUGCACCAUUUAUUGGAAAACGUCUACAUUUGUUAUUUCUAUUCAUACUUCAAGCCAAUUAAAAUGUUCCCCACAAUGUAA
Hypanus sabinus (Atlantic stingray) is the source of this 5377-nucleotide messenger RNA. It is a transcript of the gene ttc1, whose product is annotated as tetratricopeptide repeat domain 1. The transcript has 8 exons. The record is from RefSeq and is a predicted model, not a curated record. The coding region runs from base 315 to 1265 and encodes 316 amino acids. NCBI's taxonomy places the organism in Eukaryota, Metazoa, Chordata, Chondrichthyes, Myliobatiformes, Dasyatidae. Gene Ontology annotation, molecular function: protein binding.